AUAGUGGUGGCGAUGUGUUGUUUGAUUACGGGGAAACAGGUUUGUGUAUAAGAAGUGAGGGUCUCCGCUGAGAGUUCUACGCGUUUGUGACCACCGGUUGGGUUUUGGUUUGUUCUUGCUUCUGUUCGUCGAAUUGUGGACGGUAUCGAUUUACUCAACUUCGAACUUUGUCAAAUUUGUCGCUAAAAGGUUUCUGAGCACGACUUUGUUUUUCCCUCCUGUACACUUUUUUGGCCUCUUUCGUUCUGCUUUUUCGGAUUUUUUUCUUUUUCUACGCUCCUUAACGUUUACGACGAACUCAAAAAUGUCUUCUGCCUCUAUGUUUGGAACCGUAAAGCGUCAAGCUGACGAAGGUUCAGAUCCUGUCGAUGUGCAUGUACGCGUUGGUGUCUUGGCUUUGCAAGGUGCUUUCAUUGAGCACAUUAACAUUUUAAACUCGUUUCCUGGUGUCCAGGCUUUCGAGGUGAGAAGUGCUGAUGAUUGCGAAGACAUUGACGGACUUGUGCUUCCUGGAGGCGAGUCGUCUACGAUGGGUCGGUUAAUCAAAAUUGACACCGCUUUAAGAGACGUUCUUGACAAAUUGGUUGCUGAGGGUUUGCCUAUGUGGGGAACAUGUGCAGGCAUGAUUUUGCUUUCGAAGGAAGCUUUGGGCGGCAAGUUCCCUGACCCGCACUUGCUCCGUGCUAUGGAUAUUACGGUGAUGAGAAACUUUUUUGGCCCUCAAACCAUGUCCUUUGAGUCGCUUAUCACUGUGACUGACAAUAUGAAGUUUGAACACACAAAACCAAUGGGUCCCUUCCCCGCGACGUUCAUCCGUGCACCAAUUGCCUCUCAAAUCCGUUCGGAGGAUGUGAAGGUGCUCGCUUCUAUCGUCCACGAGGGUAAUGAGGUUGUUGUCGCUGUCGAGCAGGGUCCCUUCUUGGGCACUUCGUUCCAUCCUGAAUUGACGGAUGACAACAGAUGGCACGAGUGGUGGCUGAAGGAGCGUGUCAUUCCCCGUAAGGAGCAUACGAGAAGCUGUUAGAAUGGGAAACGUGGAACACGGACAUGCUAAUGAUUGACACGUAGCAAAGUCUUUGAUAUAUAUUUUGGUUCAAUAGUAUACUUUUCGCUCC
This is a messenger RNA of Schizosaccharomyces japonicus yFS275, 1115 nucleotides long. Its product is annotated as glutamine aminotransferase subunit. Gene Ontology annotation, molecular function: glutaminase activity; transferase activity. Gene Ontology annotation, biological process: pyridoxal 5'-phosphate biosynthetic process; vitamin B6 biosynthetic process; pyridoxine biosynthetic process. Bases 305 to 1024 code for a protein of 239 amino acids. The record is from RefSeq and is a predicted model, not a curated record. The transcript has a single exon. NCBI's taxonomy places the organism in Eukaryota, Fungi, Ascomycota, Schizosaccharomycetes, Schizosaccharomycetales, Schizosaccharomycetaceae.